CCACCACAGUCCCUCAGAUGCCACAUUUGAGUAGACCCACAGGCAAAAGGAUUCCACCCGAGUCCCUCCCCUGCCGCCUGUUUCCUUGCAGCUGAGGGGAAGUCUUUCUUGCACGGGGUACCUGCUCAAGCUUCGGCCCGCAGAGAGGCCCGAGGACAGCAUGAAGGGAAGCAAAUGCAGAGAUCCGCCUCAGCCCCCGAGGACCGCCGGCCGCCUGCCAGGACGCACGCACGGCUCCCCACGCGCCGCUUGCAGCCGCCGCCGAGUUGAACGAGCUGCGCAUUCACUUCCGCCGGGCAGGUCUCGGAGUCGCUGCGCGUCCCCUUCAGGCUCGCGCCCGCUCGCCCGCCUUUCCCACACGGACGACAACAAGUCCGCGGGAGCGAGCCGGAGCCGGGGAGAAGUUUGUGCCUCUCACAGCAGGAACGGCGCUUCGACGCACCGCGCGGGCCAGCAAAGGAAGGAAAGCAGCUUCGCAGCCGCCAGCCAUUGCCCCGCUCGCGCCUUCUUCUCCUCGCACGUGGCAAUUCAGUGUUUGGAGACAGUCUUUAAAAUUAAUCUGGAGGAUUCCCAUCUUGCAGUACCUGUACGCUUGACCGAAAUGUUUGCAGAUUCUUGUCAUAAGAAUGAGACCCUGCCCCUCUCAGAUUCUUUGCCAGAGGAUCUUGAGAAAGCUGACCAGCUGAAGGAUGAAGGUAAUAAUCACAUGAAGGAAGAAAAUUAUGGUGCUGCUGUGGACUGUUACACUCAGGCUAUAGAACUGGAUCCAAAUAAUGCAGUCUAUUAUUGCAACAGCUGUAUUUUUUUACACUUCAGAGCUGCUGCUCAAAGUAAACUGAACAACCAUAAUGAAGCAAUAACAGACUGUGAAAGAGCUAUAGCAAUAGAUCCAAAAUACAGCAAAGCAUAUGGAAGAAUGGGACUGGCUCUGACUUCAAUGAAUAAAUACCAAGAAGCAAUUAAUAGUUAUCGAAAAGCACUGCAUCUUGAUCCCGAAAAUGACUCCUAUAAGUCAAACCUGAAAAUAGCUGAGCAGAAAUUAAGAGACACGUCCAGUCCUACUGGGACUGGAUUAAGUUUUGAUAUGGCGAGCUUGAUAAACAAUCCUGCCUUCAUUAGCAUGGCAGCAAGUUUAAUGCAGAAUCCUCAAGUUCAGCAACUGAUGUCAGGAAUGAUGACAAAUGCUAUAGGGGGCCCUGCUGCAGGUGUUGGUGGCCUCACUGAUCUGUCAAGCCUCAUACAUGCAGGACAGCAGUUUGCACAGCAGAUACAACAGCAAAACCCUGAACUCAUAGAGCAACUGCGAAACCACGUUCGAAGCAGAUCUUUCAGUGGCAGCACCGAAGAGCAUUCCUGAUUAAAAGAGGCACGUGACAGAACACUGUUCUAUUAAUUCCAAAAGGCAUACUGUAGCUAGUAGCAAAUAUCACCAUUGUAAUUCUUCUCAGACAUGAGCCAGGAAGUCCUUUGUGUGUAUUCCUUAUUGUCUGUUGAAAACAGAUUCAUUGCACACAGAUUUGAACAUAUCAUGUAUGUAUAUUGAUGCUUUUGUAAAUGGACUACAAAAUGAACUGGUGACUUAUUAAAAUCUCUGUGUACAAGAGAGCAUUUUCAUAUCAAUGCACAAAAGUGUGCAACUUUUCAUUCUCUUUAAGAGUGGAUUUUUUGCACCAAGAUUGUGCAUUGAAAGAGAUCACCCAACGUGGUGACAGAGGUGUGGAGUAACAGGACUGCCUGUCCUAUCAAGCACUAUGUAAAAUGUGUGUACAAAAUAUAUUGAAUAAGGCAGUCUUUCUAAAACCAAAGGAUUGCCCCCCCAUCCCAGACAAGCUUGUGGCAAGUGCAAUUUCGCAUGACUGGUGUUGCAUGUCUUACUUUAUAAACCUAUGGAGUAAAGACUCAGCUUUUUCACAUUGUGGGUCAUUACUUUAGAGGGAUUGUUGAAAGGAAGAAUUAGAGAAUAGAUUUUAUUGGUAGAGUUGCUUCAGGCUAAGAUAAUGUGGCAGGAGAAAGAGGGUGUGUGAGUAAGCAUAAGCUGGGGGAGAAAUGAAUGGGUCUGUCUUGUAGGAGGGACUAGAAGCAAGAAGCUAGGCAGAAUGUAUGGGUAUACGAGCAGGUAUAACCAAAGAGGUAUGUAGGCUGACAAUUAUGUGCUACUUGCUACAUUUUUUAAGGGUGCACUGUUUCAGAAAUUCAAGAGGCAUUUGUAUAGGGCAGCUUGGGCUUGCUGCGAAGGGGGACAUUUGGCCUCCUUCCCUACAAUUGUCUUAUAAACAUGGCAAACGCAGCAACAAUUCUGUGUUGUGAUGAAUGUAUUGAGGGGAGAAGGAAAAGGAAAUUAUGAAAGCCAUGUUUAAGACUUGUGAUUUAGCAAUAGUGGAUUCUCACUCUUGUAUUAGUUUGUCAUGGAUGGUUAGUAGGAAGAAUUUUGGAAGGGCUAGCUAGAAAACGUACCUAAAGAAGUGUUAAAGCAGUAUAGAAUCCAGAACAGAGGACUGGGAUGAGAGGUCUGCCAGUAAUAUGCAGAAAGAAUCUCUCUUGCAUACACAAAACCUGAGAUUUUAUCCUGGGAAUAGCUCUGAAAUAUUUUAUGAUGGAAUGACACUACAUUUUAUAUUAAGAUAGGAGUUACAUGCUCAUAGUAUCUGUUAAGUGUACUUGUCAUCUGCCUGUUUACAUAAUCUAUGGUUUAUAUAACCACACAUUGGUUGCACGUUAGAAACUGUGCUAAGAAAACCAGACAACAAAAAUGUUAAGAUGUUUAGGGUGGAUAACUUCAGGGUUUUUUUUAAAUUAUCCCUUUUUAGCACUGCUUUUGUUCUGAUCUUUUCUUCCUUGCUGUUGUCUUUCCCUCCCUUCCCUCCUUCCUGUACACACCUCCUCUCUCUCCCUCUCUCCCCCUCCCCCUCUCCCUCCCCCUCCCUCCCUCUCCCUCCCCCCCCUCUCUCUCUCAUCUCUCUCUCUCUCUGAUAGUUCCAGCAAAAUGUGCUUAUACCUUUCUACAAAACUCAUUUAGAAAGUCUUCAAGGAGACAGGCUUUCAAGUUAACAAUAUAUUUCCAUAUUCAGAAAGUAGUUAAUUGGAGGAUAUUUUGGAAUAUUGGAGGGAGAACACCAAGAGCCUGUUGCAGUGCUGCUGCAUUUAAAUCUGUCAAUCAGCUACUCAUUAUAAAAAGCAGCAAUUUGUUUUUGACCUUUUGUUCUUCAAUAUACUUGCUCCCCACUGACCUCUCCUUUUCAGAGUUCUCUGUCUCUUAUAGUCAAAUUUUCAUGUCCCUUGGGUGUCUGGUUAUUGGCAUUAGGGCAGAUGUUACCUAUUGCAUUAAGGAUAUUAUAAUCCAAAAGUAGGAGGAAUUGCUGAGCUGAGACUCCUGAAGAUUCAGAAUAUAAAGCUUGCAGUCUAGAGGUAAAAUGCAAACUGCUCAGCUCAUUAUAUUGUUUUUGAGUAGUUAAUGUUUAAGUUAAUUUGAAAUUGCAGAAAUUAUACAAUGAUGUCCUGGGUAGAAAUAGUCCAGUACUAAUUUAACCAUUGCCAUAAUAGUGUUUUCAAGUACUAGGAACAGAGGUGCCAUCUCCUUCAUGGCUACCACUCCAUAAUCAAGUUGCUGAUUAUCAGAUGUUCAGUGAAUCAACCAGAUAACAUGUCUUUAAAAUUCAAAAUAGUGGGGAGUGUUGUAUUAAUAACAAACCACUAGCCCUUUCAUGCUGUUAGAUCAGGCAGACUACUUUCCAAAUAAAAAUGCACAUUCCAGAAAGCAAUGGUUUGGGUAGAAUCUAUUCACACUCAAAUUCGUUGUUCAAUUUUCCAUUGAGGAUUCAUGGAUCAGUCUUGCAUUGUUUGGAAUACGUUUAAUAAAAGAGCACGUAAAAUAAAGAAUACUUUUAAUUUACCUUUUUCCA
This is a messenger RNA of Rhineura floridana, 3899 nucleotides long. It is a transcript of the gene SGTB, whose product is annotated as small glutamine rich tetratricopeptide repeat co-chaperone beta. The transcript is spliced from 10 exons. Gene Ontology annotation, biological process: post-translational protein targeting to endoplasmic reticulum membrane. Gene Ontology annotation, molecular function: molecular adaptor activity; protein binding. Gene Ontology annotation, cellular component: membrane; TRC complex. The coding region runs from base 161 to 1357 and encodes 398 amino acids. Lineage: Eukaryota; Metazoa; Chordata; Lepidosauria; Squamata; Rhineuridae. The record is from RefSeq and is a predicted model, not a curated record.